Molecule: messenger RNA, 3147 nt
Organism: Penicillium waksmanii
Lineage: Eukaryota; Fungi; Ascomycota; Eurotiomycetes; Eurotiales; Aspergillaceae
Product: ATP dependent DNA ligase domain protein
Exons: 2
Coding region: 1-3147 (1048 amino acids)
Biological process (GO): nucleotide-excision repair, DNA gap filling; double-strand break repair via nonhomologous end joining; DNA recombination
Cellular component (GO): DNA ligase IV complex
Molecular function (GO): DNA binding; DNA ligase (ATP) activity; ATP binding
Source: RefSeq, a predicted model, not a curated record
AUGGGAUUCAACUUCACCUUCCUCUGCAACUUGCUGUCGGAUCUGGAGGAUGACCGGAUCGCUAAAGCAGCUUCUGGAGCGGACUUCCGGACAAUUCGACGGUGGUUUGCAAGCUAUGAUCAACACAUCAACGAUGAUGGUACAGACAGGCUAGCCUUGCUGUCAUGUAUGUUCCCAGAAAAGCGCAUUGACCGUGUGUUCUGGCUACAAGAAACCUCCUUAGCCAGGGUCAUCGGUCGCUGCUUGGGGUUAGGGUCCUCACGGCUAUCAGAAUUGGGCCAAUGGCGAAAGCCAGGGGGUCCAGAUCUGGGGGGAUGUGUCGAGAUUGUGAUGCGGCAAACGGAGAACUAUAUACCUCCAGGUCGAGAAGUCACCACUGAGGAGAUUGACAUGGCCCUUGGGAUGGUCGCAUCACGUUGUCGGUUCUCGGGCCCCGAAGUACGUCGCCAGCAGACAGCUGUCGGCGUCGAGAGAACUCUCUCCCCUUUAUACCGCCGCUUGAGUAGCCGAGAUGCUAAGUGGCUCACUCGUAUGAUUCUGAAGAGCUACGCCCCAGUCAUCAUCCCGCCCAAGCAUGCCUUGGAACGAUUCCAUUUUUUGCUCCCACAUCUCCUCCAAUUUCAAAACACUUUUGAAGGGGCCUUGGAAAUGCUGGAUCAAAAGCCCAUGAAAGAUUUCCCGCCUCAUCCGGGCCCAAAACUAGCUGCCAGCCUAUGUGCAACGGCUUUGGAAUAUCUCCAACCGCGGACGGGUAUCAAGAUUGGACGACCUGAGUACUUCAAGGCCCGCGGUAUCAAACAUUGCAUUAGCAUGACCAACAGGCGUCGAAUGAGUGUUGAACGGAAGUAUGACGGAGAGUACUGCCAGAUACAUGUGGAUCUUACAGACAAAUGCACGCCAUUUCGCAUUUUCUCCAAGAGUGGAAAAGAGUCAACCGAAGACAGGUCCGGGAUUUUCCCCAGCUUAGCGGGAUCGCUGCGGAUCGGAUCGGAAGAUUGCAGGUUUUCGCAUCGUUGUAUCCUCGAGGGCGAACUAGUUGUAUGGAGUGACAAGCGUGGAGAGAUUGCAGAUUUUCACAAACUUCGAAGAUUUCUUUCUCGCUCGGGGGUCAUGAUUGGUAUUGACAACGACUCUCCACCCCAGCCCUAUGAACAUUUAAUGAUCGUCUUCUUUGACAUAUUGGUCCUAGAUGAUGAUAUCUGCUUGAGGAAGCCUCAUCGGCAAAGAAGGUUGCUACUAAAGGAUGUAGUUAGCCCUAUUGACGGUCGAGCCCACCUCGCUCACCAGGAAAUAAUUGAUUUUGCUCAUCUCGACAGUCGCGAGCGACUUAGAGUAAACUUUGCCAAAUCCAUUGCCCAACGUUGGGAGGGCUACGUGCUUAAAGCUUCUGAUGAACCAUAUUUCCCUAUAUACGCUGCUGGUACAAAUGCCUCGUUCGGACGAUGGAUCAAGUUGAAGAAAGAUUAUAUCAAAGGUCUUGGGGAUACACUUGAUAUUGCAUUGGUUGGGGCUUACUAUGAAGCCAGAGACGCUGUCGCUCUCUCGUCACUGAAAGGACUGAAAUGGACGCACUUUUUGGUCGGAUGUUUGGUGAAUAAGGAAGCUGUUCUGGAACUUGGAGGUACUCCCCGUUUUCGAAUCAUUGACGCCCUCCAUCGGCAUUCCAUGCAUAAAGACAACCUCCAAGCUCUGAAUCAACAUGGUCAGUUUUCUGCCUGUGAUCCAGACGAAUGCCAUACAUAUACGAUUGAGUACGGGUGCAGGAAAUUAACAAAGGCUUGCGUGCUUUUCAAAAAGCCCUUUGUCGUGGAACUAAAUGGCAGUGGGUUUGAUAAGCCCUCAGGUGCUAGGUACUACACCCUUCGUCACCCGCGCAUUCUAAAGAUCUACACAGAUCGAACGUUUGAGGAUGCUGUAUCCUUCCAGGAGUUGCAGCUUCUAGCUGAUGACGCCCGCUCUGUACCAACCGAGGAGUUGUCUGAUGAGAUAGGGCAAUGGCACAAGCGAUUAAAGGUUAGCAAUGGGCUCAACAAGUAUAUCGUUCCAAGAUCACGCAGUCUAUCAUCAACAUGCAGCUCAGACUCCGACCCUGAGGGAGAUUCGAAAUCAAAGACUUCCCACGACACAUCACACGACAUCGAAGAGGAGCAAACCUCAGAAAUUAAUUCUCAUCAAAACCAAAUCCAGACUUCGGAGAAACCCGCUCGCACUCAGAGAGAGGGUGAUCCGUCAGGAACCCCGGUCAUAUACCUUGACGACACGGAUUCAAGCUCGUCUUCGAGUAGCCCUCACUGCAACGAGAACAUUUUGAUUGAAAAUGAGAAUCUAUCAUCACGACAACAUAUCAGCCAAACAAAACAUGGCAACACGCACGAGACAAGAGAUGAUGAGAACCCUCUUACAUACUACGAGUCGCAGGCGAAGACGGAGAUCCCGUUUUCAAGUCCGCAGGGCGUUUAUCACAUCUCUCCUGUCAGCGAACAAAACACCCAAUCUGACAGGCCUUUUCAAGCACCCAAAGAUGCCGAAUCGGUGUUUAUUCACAACUCUCUACAAUCACCAUUAACGACAAUUCCAGUAUACAUGCCUGGGCCCUCAGAUAUGCAUGCAGCUAAUACGUCGUGUCACUCUGGACUUCAUGAGUUUAUACAGACACUCAACUCCCCCGAUUCAAUUGCUUCUCUUGAAAAGUCAAACCCUGGGGCUGUCCGUCAAAAAAUAGCUUUUGGAAUUGUACUUGUCAACCCAGGCGAACACCCACUCGGCAAAGAAAUCCACCAUGCGGCAAAUACUAUAUCUGACAUGUUUCGCCGCAAAACAUCUUGUCCCACGCGAUGCAAGAUUUUCUUUUUGGACUCGGCUAUCCUGCAACAGAAUAUUCAACCCGAAGAUCCCACAUUUUGUAUACGGGAGACAUGGUCUGAGCUUGGUCGCCAGUACUACUAUGCCUGUCUUCGGUGGGGCUUGGAUGAAGACUCCAAAGACGACACUGCGGUAGAUACAAGCACCUCUUCCAUGGUCAAGAAUCACUUUGACAAAUCAAAUAGCCAUACUUUGCUUACACUCUCGGUGACUUUUGACGAGAGUGAGAUCCUAGCACUGGCCGAGAACACCACCCUCACCACCAACAGCGAUUUGAUAGACUAG